Messenger RNA from Panthera uncia (snow leopard), 1085 nucleotides. RefSeq names its product olfactory receptor 5A1-like. Gene Ontology annotation, molecular function: odorant binding; olfactory receptor activity; G protein-coupled receptor activity. Bases 1 to 1071 code for a protein of 356 amino acids. Gene Ontology annotation, biological process: sensory perception of smell; G protein-coupled receptor signaling pathway. Gene Ontology annotation, cellular component: membrane. The transcript is spliced from 2 exons. The record is from RefSeq and is a predicted model, not a curated record. NCBI's taxonomy places the organism in Eukaryota, Metazoa, Chordata, Mammalia, Carnivora, Felidae.
AUGGGAUCUUCCUCCGGGUCUCCUGCAAACACUAGGGAAGUGGUGGGUUGCUUCUUUGGCUCCCUGGGAAUCUCAUUUUGGGGCCUGCAGGCAGCAAAGAGAAGAUACGUGGCCAUGGGAAGGAACAUCAACAUAACAACCGACUUCAUCCUUUUGGGAUUUUCAGAGCAUCCAGAGCUUCAGGCUUUCCUCUUUGUGUUGUUUCUGGGGAUCUAUUCUGUAACUCUGACUUGGAACCUGGGCCUUGUUGUCUUGAUCAGGAUGGAGUCAUGCCUGCACUCCCCCAUGUAUUUCUUCCUUGGAAACUUGUCCUUUGUUGACAUCUCAUACACGUCCUCCAUCACCCCCAAGAUGCUCUGUGACUUCUUCAAGCAGCAGAAGACCAUCUCCUUUGUGGGAUGUGCUACUCAGUUUUUCUUCUUCAUCAGCAUGGGGGCCACUGAAUGCUGUCUCCUGGCGGCCAUGGCAUAUGACCGCUAUGCUGCUAUUUCCACCCCUCUGUUCUACAUAGCCUUCAUGUCACCCACCAUGUGUGUGGGGAUGGUCAUUACAGCAUACACUGGAGGGUUCCUUAUGGGAUUGGUCCAAACAAGCUCCAUAUUCCAGCUGUAUUUCUGUGGGCCACGAGUCAUUAAACACUUUUUCUGUGACCUGCCACCUCUGCUAGACUUGUCUUGUUCUAGUACCUUCCUCAGCCAGGUAGUGAACUUUCUUGUUGUGUGUGCAGUUGGUGGGACAUCAGCUCUUGUUGUCCUGGUGUCCUAUUGCUACAUCAUUGCUGCUGUCAUGAAGAUCCAUUCAACCCAAGGGCGGAUGAAGGCUUUCAACACCUGUGCCUCUCAUCUGACCACAGUGAUUCUCUUCUAUGGCUCUGGUCUCUUCUCAUAUCUCCAUUCUAGUGCUGGCUACUCACAGGACCAAGAGAAGGUGGUGUCCAUGCUCUAUGGAGCUGUGAUUCCCAUGCUGAAUCCCAUCAUAUACAGUUUGCGAAACAAGGAGAUCAAAGAUGCAUUGAAAAAACUCAAGAACCAGAAGAAGCAGAUGUUCCCUCUGUGUCUUAUGGUUCUCUAAGUUAAAAAAAUCUU